AUGUCAAAGAUUCUGGCUGUCUUCGGAGCCACUGGCAUUCAAGGCGGCUCUGUUAUCAGAGCCGUUCUUGCUGACCCCGUGUUGUCCAAAGAAUAUACUCUUCGUGGUAUCACACGAGACGUAGCCAAGCCUUCUGCCAAGGCUCUUGCUGAUCAGGGCGUCCAAUUGGUUUCUGCCGACAUGAACUCUGUUGAGACAGCUCGGCCCGGCGUCGAAGGCGCCCAUUCCGUCUUCCUCGUAACCAACUUCUGGGAGAAGUGUGAUCACGAGCUAGAGUUAUCUCAAGGAAAAGCUGUUGCAGAUGCCGCCAAGGCUGCUGGGGUCAAACACCUCAUUUUCUCUUCGCUGAUAAAUGCCACCGAGGCCAGCAAGGGUGUUCUUCCCAAUAUUUUCCACUUUGACUCCAAGGCUGCCAUCGAGCAGUAUAUUCGUGAUAUCGGUGUCCCCGCUACGUUUUUCCAGGCUGGGUGCUAUAUGUCCAACUAUUUCGAAUCAUUCCGCAAGAACGAAGAUGGAAGCUAUACGCAUGCUUUGCCAGUUGAUGGUGAUAAGGCCCAGUUUCCGCUCAUCGACGCUGCUGGCGAUACUGGGCUCUUUGUCAAAGCUGCAUUGAAGGAAACUACGCCCUCCGGCAAAAGAAUCCUCGGUGCCACUGAGUACAUGUCCCCGAAGCAAAUUGUUGCAGACUUUACGGCCGCCACCGGCAAGAAGGCUUCAUUUGUGGAGGUUCCAAGCGAAGUUUUCAAGUCAUUCUUCCCGCCAAACGUCGCGCAAGAGCUCCUCGAGAAUAUGCUUCUGCUCCAGGGCCCCGGCUACUACGCAGGCGCAGACCUCUCACCAUGUCUAGCGCUUCUUGAUCGCAAGCCAACUACGUGGAAGGAAUUUGCCGAAGCAAAUAAGUCUAAGUGGGAAUAG
This is a messenger RNA of Clonostachys rhizophaga, 915 nucleotides long. The record is from the annotation of a GenBank genome assembly. NCBI's taxonomy places the organism in Eukaryota, Fungi, Ascomycota, Sordariomycetes, Hypocreales, Bionectriaceae.